AUGGCCACGGCGCGGCAGUCGAGCAGCAACUCCGCGGCGCAGGAUGCCGGGUCGUCGCUCGAGGACUUGCCCAAGUCCUGGACUUUUACGCAGUCGCUCCCGCCUGACGCGUUGUUUCCGACGCCGGCCGACUCCCACAAGACGCCCCGCGAGCAGAUCGGCCCGCGACAGGUCCGCAACGCCCUCUUUACGUGGGUGCGCCCCGAGGAGCAGAAGGACCCUGAGCUGCUAGCCGUAAGUCCCGCGGCCCUGCGCGACCUGGGCAUCAAGGAGAGCGAAGCCAAGACCGAGGACUUCCGCCAGUUCGUUGCCGGUAACAAGCUGUACGGAUGGGACGAGGAGAAGCUGGAAGGCGGCUACCCGUGGGCGCAGUGCUACGGAGGCUUUCAGUUUGGACAGUUUGCUGGCCAGCUCGGUGACGGGCGGGCCAUUUCGCUGUUUGAGACGACGAACCCGGCGUCCGGCACGCGCUACGAGCUGCAGCUCAAGGGUGCCGGCCUGACGCCUUACUCGCGCUUCGCCGACGGCAAAGCCGUUUUGCGAUCGAGCAUCCGCGAAUUUGUCGUCUCCGAAGCCCUGAAUGCGCUGAAGAUCCCCACGACCCGGGCCUUGUCGCUCACGCUGCUGCCGCACUCCAAGGUGAGGCGCGAGACCAUCGAGCCGGGAGCCAUCGUCCUGCGUUUCGCGCAGUCGUGGCUGCGACUGGGAAACUUUGACAUUCUGCGUGCGCGGGGAGACAGGAACCUAAUCAGGAAGCUCGCCACGUACAUCGCCGAAGAUGUCUUUGGGGGGUGGGAAACUCUCCCCGGUCGGCUUGCCAACCCCGACAAGCCAGACCAGUCGCCGGCGCCAAAUCGUGGUCUUGGGGCAAAGGACAUUGAGGGACCGGAUGAGACGGCCGAGAACAGAUUCACGAGGUUGUACCGCGAGAUUGUGAGGAGGAACGCUCGCACGGUUGCUGCAUGGCAGGCAUAUGGCUUUAUGAAUGGCGUCUUGAAUACGGACAACACGUCCAUUUACGGCUUGUCGAUAGACUUUGGACCGUUUGCGUUCAUGGAUACCUUUGAUCGCUCCUACACGCCCAACCACGACGACCACAUGUUGAGAUACAGUUACAGCAACCAGGUCACCAUCAUCUGGUGGAAUCUUGUCCGCUUCGGAGAGGCGAUUGGCGAACUCAUGGGCGCCGGAGCCAAGGUAGACGACGAGACAUUCGUCUCUGAAGGUGUCAAGGAGGGCCAAGAGGAGGACAUUGUUUCCCGGGCGGAGAAGCUCAUUAUGCAGACCGGCGAGGAGUACAAGGCUACCGCCCUUGCGGAGUACCAGCGGCUCAUGACUGCUCGCCUGGGCCUUCGGGAGGCCCAGAAGUCGGACUAUGACGAGCUCAUCAGCACCAUUUUCACAAUUAUGGAGACGCUCGAGUUGGACUUCAGCCACUUCUUCCGCCGCUUGAGCGGCCUCAAGCUGGAGGACCUCUCUACCCCGGAGGCCCGGAAGGAGAAGGCCUCCGUCUUCUUCCAUCAAGAGGGCCCGCCGAAGACGGUCACCGAGAAUGAGGCCCGAGAUCAGCUCGCCACUUGGCUGGACAAGUGGCGGUCAAGAAUCAUCGCCGACUGGCAGGACGGGGAGGGAAGCGUGUCCUCGGCUAGAGACCAGGAGCGCAUCCAAGCCAUGAAGCAGGUCAACCCCAACUUUGUCCCUCGCGGCUGGAUCCUGGACGAGGUCAUCCGACGCGUCGAGAAGGACGGCGAAAGGGAUGUCCUGGAUCGCGUCAUGCACAUGGCGCUCAACCCAUUCGAAGAGGCGUGGGACGGGAAGUCCUUCGAUGGUGCUACGUGGAAGGGCGACGCCGAGGAGGAGCAACGAUGGGUCGGCGAGGUGCCCAGGACGGAACGGGCCCUCCAGUGUAGCUGCAGCUCAUAG
Messenger RNA from Purpureocillium lilacinum, 1923 nucleotides. RefSeq lists its product as uncharacterized. Gene Ontology annotation, molecular function: AMPylase activity. Gene Ontology annotation, biological process: protein adenylylation. Lineage: Eukaryota; Fungi; Ascomycota; Sordariomycetes; Hypocreales; Ophiocordycipitaceae. Gene Ontology annotation, cellular component: mitochondrion. The record is from RefSeq and is a predicted model, not a curated record.